Messenger RNA from Thamnophis elegans (Western terrestrial garter snake), 4666 nucleotides. It is a transcript of the gene RASSF2, whose product is annotated as Ras association domain family member 2. Lineage: Eukaryota; Metazoa; Chordata; Lepidosauria; Squamata; Natricidae. Gene Ontology annotation, cellular component: cytoplasm; nucleus. The coding region runs from base 120 to 1100 and encodes 326 amino acids. The transcript is spliced from 11 exons. Gene Ontology annotation, biological process: signal transduction; positive regulation of protein kinase activity; regulation of non-canonical NF-kappaB signal transduction. The record is from RefSeq and is a predicted model, not a curated record.
GAUGUGGUGGUGUCACUUCCUCUUGGAGUCACACCACGUUCACGCCGUUGGUGCAAGGACCAUCUGGAGCAAACUCAGCAGGACCCUUGCAGGCCUGUAUUCCUGAUGCAAUUCCCAGGAUGGAAUUUGACAGCGAGACCACCCUGGUCCCUUGUGGGCAAGACAAAUUCAUCUCAAAGAAUGAACUCCUGUUGCACUUGAAGACGUACAACCUUUACUACGAAGGUCAAAACUUGCAGCUUCGGCAUCGAGAGGAAGAAGGCGAGUUCAUCGUGGAAGGGUCUCUGAACAUCUCCUGGGGUCUCUGCCGGCCCAUCCGCCUGCAGAUGCAGGACGACAACCAGCGCCUGCGCCCACCUCCUUCCUCCUCCUCCUGGCACUCUGGCUGCAACCUGGGCGCCCAUGGGUCUGUCCUUAAGCCUACGACGUUGCCUGAUAUUCAGGUCACGGAGGCCGAGCCCACAUCCGAAGGGGACUCGACGGAGGAGAAAGCAGAGGAUAACGAGUUCAAAGAUCAAUUAGAAGAGACGCCCCAACUCAUGCGGACACGGAGCGACGUGGGUGUGCGCCGCAGAGGGAACCUUCGCACCCCCAGUGACCAGCGGCGGAUCAAGCGCCACCGCUUCUCCAUCAAUGGGCAUUUCUACAAUCACAAAACGUCCGUGUUCACCCCAGCCUACGGCUCCGUCACCAAUGUUCGGAUCAACAGCACCAUGACUACACCACAAGUGCUGAAGCUGCUACUCAACAAGUUUAAGAUUGAAAACUCAGCGGAAGAAUUUGCUUUGUACAUUGUACACACCAGUGGAGAGAAGCAGAAGCUCAAGGGCACAGAUUACCCACUGAUUGCCCGCAUUCUGCAGGGGCCGUGUGAACAGGUCUCCAAGGUCUUUUUGAUGGAGAAGGACCAGGUGGAAGAAGUCACCUAUGACGUUGCUCAAUAUAUUAAAUUUGAAAUGCCUGUUCUAAAGAGCUUUAUCCAAAAACUUGAAGAGGAGGAAGACCGGGAAGUGAAAAAACUAAAGCACAAGUAUUCGGUGCUACGUGUAAUGAUUGAGCAAAGAUUAGAAGAAAUCUGCGAAGGUCCAGCAACAAUGUAAAGACUUGGUUUGAAAGACUGCAGCCUUCUGGGGCUUCCCGGUUCCCAGCCAGGCAUCCUGGAUACAGAUUUCCUAGGGAAGACUCCUUCACUUGCUCUUAGCAACACAAAUGUCUCUUCUUCCAGGACUUGAAUGAGAGCAGCUUUGAGCACCAACCAUAUUUGCUCCUUCCCCGUUUAACAAUGGUGAACUGGGUGGAGAAUCUGGGAAGACGGGGAGGAUAUCCCUCAGCACCAAGUGUUGAAAACAGGACAACAUCUCAAUGUCUUUUGGAGCUGAUGCUGGUAUUGGAUGACCGUCCUUGGAACCAGAGCUUGCUGGAUGAGAAGCCUCCAGAAGUCAUCCAGAAGUUUCUUCACACAUCACAGUUCUCAAACCCUUUUAAACAAUUAUCCAGGAUGGGGGGAAGGGUGGUUUUGGGAGGGUGAGGAAAAAAAGAGAUGCUUAAUGGAAAACUGAGUUUUCCCUUCCCUUGACUUCUGCGGCUAAGCAGUACUAAACAUGGACAUUUAGUGGAGUCAAAGGAUUAAAAUGCUUUGAAUUCUUCACCUUGGUCUAUCCCUCCUCACCCUACCCUCCAUGUCUGGCCUCUGGGAUCAUCUCCCCCUCCCACCAUGCUCAUUGCCAUGUUUGUAAUGGCUAUGUUGGCACAACUCCUGACCUUGACCCAGAAGACUUCUUGGGUCUUCUUCUGAACUGAGCCUUGCCUUCUCUCCAGCUGUCCUGCCUUGGUACCCAACUUCUUUAAAGCAACCUGAAGAGAUGAAGUUGCCUGCUCAACAUAGGAAAUCUGCUCAGUUUGUUUGGUUCAUCAGUCAAGAGUACCCAGAUGGGCACAGGAUGUAGAGCCUUCAGAAAUCAAAAAUAGCAACAGCAAUAGACUUAUAUGCUGCUUCACAGUGCUUUUGCAGCUGUCUCUAAACAGUUUACAAAGUCAGCAUCUUGCCUCCAAUGACCUCAUUUUACCCACCUCAGAAAGACAGAAGGCUGAGUCAAAAAUACUUCCUUGCCCUUCCUUUUUGCCUCUACCUUUCUCCAAGCAACUGCUUCUUCUCUUCACAUUCACCUGCUAUUCCCUAAUACUUCGAUGUGAUAUGGUACUCAUUUUGUCCCUGGUUUGUGAAUUCCUUGACUGGGGGUGGUGGGGGCUGCUGGCAGCUGGGGCUCAGGAACUUUUGACCCUUUGCAAGACCUUUCUUCCAGGGGGCUUCUGGCCAGACCACCCUGCUUUCUGCAGCCUGCUUCUCAUAAACCCCAAAGUUGUGUGGUAGCAUCUCGGACCCAGCAGGGUUCAUGCAAGGCCCUUGGAGGCCCUUAAGUCCCUGCUGACUUUGGUCAGGCUAUGGAUACUCUCUGCCUCCACAGGCUGUGAAAACUGCUAGCAAGGACAACGAUGUGGCAUAAUAGUUAAGUAAGCAAGCAUGCUUGCUCCAGGCCUUUCGAAAAUGUCCCUUCCACCUUAAAUACAACGUAUGGGUUAUUCUCAGGAACUCCACAGUUCUGCACAGUGUCACAAAAUUUCGAUCUAGGCUAACGAGUUAGAUUGCUUGUGAGAACCCAGCCACUGUCUUGCAAGUGAAACCAUGGCCUCUUCACCACAAGAUGGUUUAUAUUUGGGGCAUUGCAUGAGAUAGGGACCUAAUUUGACCAAAUGAUUUGGAUUAACCUAUGUGAACAUAGGAUGCCAUUUCCAUUGAGUUACACCGCAGAUGUUUGGAGGAGAUCCUCAGCGCUGACUGGCAGCAACCUCCCCACAGAGCUGGACUCUUUCAGAUCCACCUGGAGACCCCCACGGAUUGACCCCAGGAUCUUCUCUUUGCAAAGCAGAUGGAAUUAGUGGUGGACACGGUGGAUGAGAUAGAGAGUAGAAUGUUGCGAUCCAAUAGUGCAUCAAUUUUAUAAAGGCCAUAUAGAUCACAGGAAAUGGGGGGGGGAAUUAGAUAGGCAACUCCCAUUAAUUGAUCAUUAAAAAGAUAGCUGAUUGGAGUUAAAAUGAUGAGCUAUAAUAGGUAGCCAAACAACAGAGGCUGUAGAAACCAUAUCACUCUUUCUCACCCAUGUUUUUGGGACUUCGCUUGGGUCUUCAAGGAGAUCUGAGUUAGCCUUGCCACCUGGCGUCAAUCCCAAGAAAAAGUUGAUCAAGAGCAUUAUUUUAAAAGCCAUUUCCCUGGGUUACUCCCACGGCUAUUGCAACAGUCUCCAUAGAAUACUACAGUUGCAUCCUCAGGGUAGUAAUGAAAAGGAGGAAGGCCUGCUGCCAUCUUUUUCUGAGAAGCUCUUUUGGGAGAUAGGAAGAGCGUAGUUUGGGGCAGAGAAGGGAAGAAGAGAAGGUUUCUCUUAUUUGCUACUUUCUCUGACAUUCCCCCCCCACCCCACCCCUUUUAAGGACAGGAGAGGGUGAAGACUUAGGGGUGAAUUCAGGGUUUCAUCCAGAAGGCUGCUGGAGAAAAAAAGGAAUUGGAGGAAAAGCGGAUGAGGAAGGGCGUUCCUCCCUCUCUUCUCCCUUCUCACCCACUUUGGACCAGCCAAACUUUGUUUCUCCUAUUUACAAGGAGAAUCCCAGCUUCAGUUUGAGAGAAAGUCUCCUGCAGACGCCUUUCCCCAUUUAAACCAGUUCUUUUCAAACUUGGCAACUCUUAAGACCUUUGGACUUCUACUCCUAGGAAUGGCUGGCCAGGAGAUGUUGGGAAUUGAAGUCCACAGCUCUUCAAUUUGCCAAGUUUGGGGUGGUGGUGGGAAUGGCUUAGUCCAGUGAUGGCGAAGUGCACGCUCGUCUGCGGCGCAACCCGGAAGAGGAGCUUCCCGGGGGGCAUGGGCGCACUGGGAAAUGAACUUCUGGGUUUCUGGCACGCAUGCGCACACGACGGUCAGCUGGCCAGUCUGCAGGCUGAUUCUGGAAAAUGGAAGACCAGCUCUUCCAGUUUCCGGCACUCACGAAGGCCAGCUGAACGUUUGCGCGCAUGCACGCGAGAAACCCAACACAGGAACGGGUGAUGGUGCGCAUGGCUCCACGUGCCAUUUUGGGCACACGUGCCAUAGGUUAGCCAUCAUGGGUUUAGUCCAUUCUUCUGGAGUGAAUCUUGCUGAAAGGAGUGACAUUUAUUUUUAAGGACUGUAAUAUUAAUCAGGAUAAAUUUACUAGGAAAUUUAUCCAAGGGCUCUGUGGUGUGUGUGUGUGGGGAGGUAUUUUAAAAAAAAGGCACAAUGGUGAAGCUUCAAUUUUUUGUAACUCCACCCUCCUAAAUCCCCACUGAAGCCACGAGACCCUUGCCCAGAUAGUAAAGGCCCUGGGAGCUGCAUGUUUGUGUUUCUACUAGCUCACCUUCUAAUACCACUUUACUCCUAAAUUGCACUAGACUGUGGAAACUUUGGGAAAACCCCAAUCUUUUCUAUCUAUUUCUCCUCUAACUUCGUCUCCUCACAUCACUACUCUUAAAUUUAACUAGAUCGAUUGUGAAAUGUCUGGAAACCUCCAAGAUUGAUAAACCUUGUGAAAUUUAACAGUACUGAUGUUAGGAGUAAAGUGAUAUAGAUAUAUAUGCCAAAUAUCACAUGCACAGGAAAGU